Molecule: messenger RNA, 660 nt
Organism: Symbiodinium sp. CCMP2592
Lineage: Eukaryota; Dinophyceae; Suessiales; Symbiodiniaceae
Source: the annotation of a GenBank genome assembly
AUGCAGGCCGCAGAGCAGAGCAGACUGGGACUCGGGUCGCCAGAGAAUGCCACGCUCAAGAACACCACGGAGACGCACGCGUGGGAGCCCGCAAACUUCACCCCGACGUUGCUGGAAGCAAACGGCACUCGAGCAGCCAAUGCUUAUCGCUAUGCCGGCUAUCAGACCUUCGCUACAACAACGCGGUAUGGCGAUGCGAAGGCGGCCGCAUGCGGCGGACUGCACACUGGCCAGCUGACAUCAGGCCUGCCCUACUACAGCGUGGCAUCUGCACAGUCCAUGUGGGAGGGCUGCUGCUGGUGCUCCGGCCCGGGCGGCGGCCGCGGCACGCAGGGGCUCGGCUGCUUCAGCUGUGCGAAGGGCCGCUUCCUCCGCUCGGCUUACGGUUUGAGGGGCCAUCCCAACCUCAAGUCCCUGGAGAAGAGCGGCUUCGCCUCGGACGAGAUCGUCAUUGUGGUGGCCGAUCUGUGCCCCCACCACGGGAACGAGCGCUGGUGCCCGCAGUGGCCCGGGCAGACGAAUCACUACGGCUCCCACAACCACCUGGACUUCUCCCAUCCGCCUCCGGGAAUCGACAACCACAACUUCGUCUUCACUCCGAUCCAGUGCCCCCAUGACCUGCGCCAGCGCUAUGAGUCGCUGUCGCGCUGCAACCGGUGA